Molecule: messenger RNA, 1347 nt
Organism: Zingiber officinale
Lineage: Eukaryota; Viridiplantae; Streptophyta; Magnoliopsida; Zingiberales; Zingiberaceae
Product: very-long-chain 3-oxoacyl-CoA reductase 1-like
Exons: 3
Coding region: 171-1139 (322 amino acids)
Cellular component (GO): endoplasmic reticulum
Molecular function (GO): ketoreductase activity
Source: RefSeq, a predicted model, not a curated record
CGCUCCAACGCUCGCCACGCCACGCCACGCCACGCCACGCCCUUUCCGUGGCGAGCCUACAAUUUGUUAAUUGCUGCCACUCGCUCCCGACUCCAAAUCUCCAACCUAAUGGAUCAUUGACAGCGUCGCCCCCACCUCUCCGGCUGCUGCACGAUUUGCUGCCUCGAGACAUGGCCGCCUGUUCCUUCCACCAACACCUCCAAACCCUACCCGCCUGGCUCCUCCUCCUAGCCGGCGCCGGCCUCUUCGCCCUCCUCAGGAUCUCCCUCCUCCUCCUUCGCUGGAUCUUCGUCACCUUCCUCCGCCCCGGAAAGAGCCUCCGCCACUACGGCUCCUGGGCCGUCGUAACUGGCUCCACCGAUGGGAUCGGCAAGGCCUUUGCGCUCCAGUUCGCCCGCAAGGGCCUCAGCCUCGUCCUCGUCGGCCGCAGCCCUGACAAGCUCCGCGACGUCUCCGAUGCCGUCCGAUCCAGGAACCCCGCCGUCCGCGUCGAGACUGUGGUCGUCGACCUCGCUGGCGACCUCUCCGAGGGCGUCUCCCGUCUCCGGGAGGUCAUCCAAGGGCUCGACGUCGGUAUCCUCGUCAACAACGCUGGCGUCUCCUACCCCUACGCGAGGUUCUUCCACGAAGUGGAUCAGGAGCUGCUGAGGAACCUGAUUCAGGUGAACGUGGAGGGAGUGACCCAGAUCACGCAGGCCGUGCUUCCGGGGAUGCUGGAAAGGAAAAGGGGCGCAAUAGUCAACAUCGGCUCCGGCUCUGCCAUCGUCAUCCCUUCUGAUCCGCUCUACUCCGUUUAUGCAGCUACAAAAGCGUACAUUGAUCAAUUCUCAAGAUGCCUCUACGUUGAAUACAAAGGCAAGGGAAUAGAUGUGCAAUGCCAGGUGCCCUUGUAUGUGGCCACCAAGAUGGCAUCCAUCAGGAGAUCUUCCUUCCUUGUUCCAUCAGCAGACACUUAUGCUCUGGCAGCUCUUCGAUGGAUUGGCUAUGAGCCAAGAUGCACACCUUACUGGCCCCAUUCACUCAUAUGGUGUCUGCUUUCACUCUUACCUGAGUCCAUCAUUGACCAAUGGCGCUUGCGCUUCUGCAUGAAUAUUCGCAAGAGGGGGCAGCUCAAGGAUGGCAAGAAGAAAGACCAGUAGUGCCUUUAAUCAAAAUGUUAGCCAUCUGUUCAACUUCUCCAGUAUGCGAUCCUGACCUCUACUCUAGAAGGUGUAGGAUGUUUCUUGCCAUUUGAAUUUGUCUGACUUUGCCUCUCAAUUUCGAUUUAUUUUAUACUCCAACUCCUGUAUCUCCUUUUGCUGCAAACAAGGUGACACGGUAUGCUUAAAAUAACACCCAGUUCAAUUA